Molecule: messenger RNA, 1344 nt
Organism: Fulmarus glacialis (Northern fulmar)
Lineage: Eukaryota; Metazoa; Chordata; Aves; Procellariiformes; Procellariidae
Gene: RSL1D1
Product: ribosomal L1 domain containing 1
Exons: 8
Source: RefSeq, a predicted model, not a curated record
ACUCCGGCUGCUGCCGCUGUCGUGCCGUUGCAGGUGAAGAAGGCGGUGGAGGCCCUCCUGGCCUUCGCCAGAAGCAAGGCCAAGGGAGACGCGCUGCUCCUCAACGAGAGGGAGAACGUCCACCUCCUGGUGACGGUCUGGAAGGUCCCGCGGGUGGCACAGCUCAUCAGAAUACCACUGCCCCAUGGCAUUCGACCAGAAACAGCUGAGGUUUGCCUGUUCACAAAGGAUGAACCAAAUUUAUCAGCAGAACAGACUGAAAAUCUGUACAGGAAACUUUUAAUCCAGAAUGGGAUUAGAAGCAUUAGCCAGAUCAUCUCAUACAAAACUCUCAAAAAAGAGUAUAAACUAUUUGAAGCAAAGCGACGCCUCCUGAACAGAUUUGAUCUCUUUCUGUCUGAUGACCGAAUUAGAAGGCUGUUGCCCUCACAUCUGGGAAAACACUUUUAUGAAAGGAAAAAAGCACCUUUAUCUGUAAACCUGAAAGCCAGAAAUCUUGCUAAGGAACUACAAAAACAUAUCCAGGGGACCACACUCCCAGUUACCAACAAAGGGUGCUGCUAUACAGCACGUAUAGGUCACACUGGAAUGAAAGCUGAUGAGAUACUAGAUAACAUCAUUGCAGCAGCUGAGGUGAUUGCUAAGAAGUUACCAAAGAAUUGGAAAAAUGUAAAAAUUCUUCACCUCAAAACACUUAAAUCAGUUGCACUUCCAAUUUUUACGGCAAAUAUCUCCAACUUGGAUGAGCUUGACAGACAGCCAUCUCUCAAAAAAAAGGAAGUAAAGAAGGGAAAGAACAAGAAACCGAAGAAGGCAGCUAAAAAACUGAAUUCAAGUCAAGUCACUUUGACAACUGAAAUUAAUCUUGCUGCUGCUGCUACUAAGGAGCUUGUGAUAAAAGAAAAAGUAGAAGUAGUCCAAGAACCAGGUGAUCAUGAUGAUGAUGAAGAAAUUCCACAACUGGUGCCUGUGCAAACAACCAGCUUAGCUGAGCUGAAGAAAAUGGAACCAAGUCCAGAAGAAGGUGACAACCUGGGUGAGAAAACUAAAACACCCCUCGGUAAGAGAAAGAAACAACCUCUAGCUCUGGAGACUCCAAAAACAAAACAUAAAGUUACAGAACAGCGUGCAGACUUGCAGACAUCACCAAAACAGAAAAAAGCCAAGCAGCUCAGCAUGCCAAAGGAAGCAAUCAAAGAAAAAGAGAUGAAAAAGACUCCCAAAAAGCCUGAAGCAAAGUCUUUUGCAACACCCAAAGCUGGCAAAUCAAUACAGUCAUCCAAGAAGUCUUCAAAAACACCAAAGCAAGCACCCAAGAAAGUGCGCAGGCCCCAGUCAGCAUGA